AUGGCCGUCUUCGACAGCAAAAAGUUCAAGUCGGCCGCCGACACAAACACAUUCGCCGCCAGAUACAGGGCAAUGAUGGCCAAGCGUCCAUUUCUGCUCUUCGGUCUUCCCUUCGUCACCGUCAUGAUCGCCGGCUCAUUCGUCCUGACGCCCGCAACGGCCAUCCGCUACGAGAAACACGACAGACGUGUGCGCCAGGUCACGAGAGACGAGGAGCUCAACAUGCGGCGGUCGGCACGCAAGGUGGACAUGAAGGAGGAGUACUACCGUCUUGCGGCCAAGGACAUCGACAAUUGGGAGCAGAAGCGUGUCAAGCGAUUCAAGGGCGAACAUGACGGCAUCAUCGAGUAG
Colletotrichum truncatum is the source of this 351-nucleotide messenger RNA. RefSeq names its product cytochrome c oxidase-assembly factor cox16. Gene Ontology annotation, biological process: mitochondrial respiratory chain complex IV assembly. Gene Ontology annotation, cellular component: mitochondrial inner membrane. NCBI's taxonomy places the organism in Eukaryota, Fungi, Ascomycota, Sordariomycetes, Glomerellales, Glomerellaceae. The record is from RefSeq and is a predicted model, not a curated record.